Molecule: messenger RNA, 1404 nt
Organism: Eurytemora carolleeae
Lineage: Eukaryota; Metazoa; Arthropoda; Copepoda; Calanoida; Temoridae
Exons: 4
Coding region: 142-648 (168 amino acids)
Source: RefSeq, a predicted model, not a curated record
AUGUAACCAUGUAAAUCUAGGAAAUCAACAAUAUCUUCCACACUAUUCAUUCAUUAUAAAGUUAUGCUUACAGCCUCUUUGUAGUCUGUAGGUAUAGAAAAUGCCAAAAUGUUGGUAUGAAGACUGGUCUUAUCUUAAGUGAUGAGCAAAAAAGAUAUUACCAUACAUGUUAGAGUUAUUCUUUGUAGGUAUAGAAAAUGCCAAAAUGUUGGCAUGAAGACUGGUCUUAUCUUAAGUGAUGAGCAAAAAAAGAUCUGGUUCAAGAAAAAACUGAAAAGAAUAGGUUCUGAUACUUCUGUAGUUCCUAUGUUACAUCACAGAUCCCAUAUUCCAUCCAAGGUGAAAACAAAUCUAAACUUAAAAUCUGGCAUAGCUGCCUUUUUUACUGAUCUGGCUACUUAUCGGUCAAACAACCCAUCAUCCAGUUCUCAUCUUUCUCUCAAACAAAACUUGAAAUCAACCCCAACAGUUCUCAGUUCAAUACCUACACCAGUGAUUUGCACCACCUAUUCUGCAAAAUGUUCUCCUAGAGCUUACCAGAAUACAGAAACAGUUAUUAGGUCUCUAAAGAUUUAUCCAACAGUUCAAAAGCUUUGGCUGAAAGAUGCCAGAGUUGGAGAAGUAAAUCAAGCUCUGAUGAAGAAAUGACUAAAGUUUACUUAGCAAAUACACAAACGGUAGAUUUGAGACAUCCUGUCAAAAUGGUGGAAACUAUUCAUAGUCAAUCCUCUUACAGUUGCAGUUGUACAGGACUAACAAUGUCAGAUUUUUGCAAUACUUCUUCUCAAAUCAAUAAAUCAACUGAUUGUCAGAGUAUUGACACUUUAUCCAAUCCAGUUGUCAAUGCUAAUUUUGCAAGAGAUAUUGACAAUCAGCCUUCUGAAGAAUCUAACCUUUCACCAGAGGUUAUUCACAGUACAGUUAUCAUGAAUCCUUCACAUAUUCCAAAUCUAACAGCAGAAGCCCUUGGAAAUAAUAAGUCCAAAAAAAACUAUAGAUCAGUUUAUGGGAGGAAAAAAGAGGAAUGUGCGGGAGGGUCUCAUGAAGAAUUUAUGAUGAUUAACACCUCAUUAGAUGACCGCAAGCCAGAGGUAUUUCCCAAAAAUGUGUGUUAACUGUAAAAUAUUGUUUUUGACAUAUUAAUUUCAAUUUGAAAUCAUGUAAUUAAACGGGAAACCUGUAUUUAACAAUUAAAGGUCCUGUAAGUCUAAUUUCAAGUCACUCUCCAUUAGGGUUUCCAAUCUGAAUUCUGUUGCGAGGAAUUGCUCGGAAUUGCACGCAAUGGUUGCUUCCGCUUAUGAUAUUUUAUUGCGCUCAAUUGCACUAUAAUUGCGAAAAAUUAACAAUUUAAUAUGUUACAUUUUUCAUUUGUUCAUAUUGGAUAAACAUUAAAAUGGAAACUUU